Messenger RNA from Peronospora matthiolae, 1854 nucleotides. NCBI's taxonomy places the organism in Eukaryota, Oomycota, Peronosporomycetes, Peronosporales, Peronosporaceae. The record is from the annotation of a GenBank genome assembly.
AUGUUGAACAUGAACGAAUCACGUCGUCGGGCAUCCCAGCCCCUCGUCACGCCACCCCCGCGACUGAACUUGCAAACCCUCCACAAGUCGUCGAGCUUUCUGCUUGCAAAGCUCAACGUCUUCCGACCUCGUGCGAAACGAGCAGCGAAUGACGCAGGCAGUCAAUGGGAAGCUCAACGGGACAGCAACAUGAACCCGAUUCGGCGGGUGAGUGUAGUCUCCCGAUCGUGUGACGCCAAAGAUGCCGAGAAAGACCCCAAUGUGACUAAGGUCUCGGCGAUUCCAACGAUACAUCGAGAGCAAAGCGAUAAGGUGCAUCGUUGGAGUGACAUCAAUACUGGAGAUGAGACCGACGAGGCCGAAACGUCUUCAAGCGAGAAGUCCUCCAUGUGUCUCUGGAAGCAACUUGCCCCGACCACGAAGAGCGAAGCCAACCAGGUCACCGUCAUGUACUCCAUCUCGUUUUACCCGUGGAAGAUGGAACCCCAUUGUUAUUAUUCGCAUCCAGAAGCUGCGGCAAAUUGGGUCCCCGACACGGCCAGUGCCCGCUGUCAAACCUGUCUCGCAGCGUUCACCCUUACACGUCGACGACACCACUGCAGGCUGUGCGGACACCUUGUGUGCGCCAACUGCUCGCACGAUCGAACGUAUUUGCCAUUCACUGGCUCAGCUCCAAGUCAGCACCGACUUAUCAAAGAUGGCGCACCUCAGCGCACGUGCAGCUCUUGUGCCAGUACGCUACACAAUAUGGCUGCACAAGACGAUUCACGAGUUAAGCGCUUCACCAUUGCUGUCUCCUCAGCAAGACAACGCACACCUGUUGCAUCGGCUUUGUCGAUCUCUUCAGCCCGGUCAGCGGUUGCGGUAGACGUCGAGCGUCCGUCCCCGUGGUUAAGACGCACUGGUCUGGCUUUCACUGACAGCGACGUCAAGGAUGAAGAUGUUUUCACCGGGUCGACGACAGCGUUGCAACUCAAUCGAGGUUCUCACAGACCUUCGCACCACUGUCCAGUUCGGCUUUCAGCCAUUCGGGCAGGCGAACUGGAUGAUAUCCUGAGUGCGCAAAUAGGUUCUCACGCGCUCUCUACAGCAGUAGAUCGUCGUGGCAAUUCAAGUAUCCGACAAUUCGUCAUCAGCUCGGCGUGGCUUCACCAGUGGUUACGGUAUGUCCGUGUGAAUCCCAAUACUGCUGAAGGGGAUGCAGCAACCACAUCGUCGACGCAACAAGCGUCGUACGAGAACUACCGAAAUAAGGCGCAGCGUCAUAAGUCGACUGUCAAGUGCCGACUAGCAAGAGCUCCUCGACCGGGGCACGUGGCGAAUUACAUUCUCUUGGACUUUGUGAACGGGGAGUUGGUGCCGAAGCCCAACCUGCAACGAAGCCGAGGAAGUCAUGUCGGAGGAGACUAUCGAGUGGUUAGUCAGGAAGUUUGGACCGCCUUCUUGGGUCUUUAUGGUGGUGGACCGAGCAUUCAAGUGUCUCUUAGCAAUGAUGCUGCUAUUGGCACAAUGGCACCUAAACUCGACCAACCUCGGCCGUCAGCACGCCCCGCAUGGACCAUUUCUGAGCUCGACAACUCGUUCUCAGCUCUGGCAGCGUCUUCACCCAUUGACAACUGCUUGUCGACAUUAAGGGAGAGCGCAACGCAAAGACGUGAAAAGGAAGUCAUGCUUCAAAGUGUUCAAAACACUUCGACGAGAUCGAUGGCAAGACGCCACUCUGCUCAUGGAAAGCACUUGGUCUCAGCCGCUUCGAUCUCGACGCACGUGGUACGACAACGGGGUGUCACUCGAAAUCUUCGGUCAAGCUUACCCUGUCAAGGGCUUGCCAGACCAGGUGUAGGCGACAAGUGA